CACUUAACGGGGUUACCUUCCCUUGUCAGCAUUUUGCAGAGGGACACAGUGGUUAGCCUCCUCUUGACCCAAGGUUUUUUCUUUCUUUCUAUUGGCUCUUGUUUUAUAAACGCAGCCAUUUUUUCGGGCACCAGACUGGGAUUUUCCCUCAUAUUAUGCACAACAAUGGAUACAAGUGGCUCAGUGGUUAGCACAGGAGCUGAGGAGCAGUCCUUUCAUGUCCGCUACAGGAUGGAGGUGUCCUGCCUGGAACUGGCGUUGGAGGGUGAGCGGCUCUGUAAGGUGGGCGACUACAGGGCAGGGGUCUCCUUCUUUGAGGCUGCCAUCCAGGUGGGCACGGAGGACCUGCAGGUGCUCAGUGCCAUCUACAGCCAGCUUGGGAAUGCCUACUUCCAUUUGCACGACUACGCCAAGGCCCUGGAGUUCCACCGGCACGACCUCACACUCACCAGGACAAUUAAUGACCUGCCUGGAGAGGCCAAAGCAAGUGGAAACCUUGGCAACACGUUGAAGGUGCUGGGGCGGUUUGACGAGGCUGUGGUUUGCUGUCAGAGACACUUGGACAUAGCAAGAGACAUCAAUGACAAGGUGGGUCAGGCGCGAGCUCUUUAUAACUUUGGAAACGUGUACCAUGCUAAAGGAAAAAGUAUUUGUUGGAGUGGAGCCGAGCCCGGAGAUUUCCCAGAGGAGGUCAUGACAGCACUGAGGAAGGCGGCAGAUUACUACGAGGCAAACUUGGCGAUAGUAAAGGAGCUCGGGGAUAGAGCUGCACAGGGUCGAACAUAUGGCAACCUCGGCAACACACACUACUUGUUGGGGAACUUUGGUAAAGCUGUAGCUUCUCACGAUCAGCGCUUGCUCAUAGCUAAGGAGUUUGGCGACCGCUCGGCAGAGAGACGGGCUUACUGCAACCUAGGGAACGCCUACAUCUUUUUGGGGGAUUUUGAAGUGGCAGCUGAGCAUUAUAAGAGGACUCUGCAGCUGGCGAGGCAGCUAAAGGACCGAGCUGUGGAGGCUCAGGCCUGCUACAGUCUAGGUAACACCUACACACUGCUCCAGGAUUAUGAACGAGCCAUAGACUACCACCUGAAACACCUCAUCAUAGCUCAGGACCUCAAUGACAGGAUCGGAGAGGGCCGUGCAUGUUGGAGUCUUGGAAACGCUCACACUGCGCUGGGGAACCACGACCAGGCCAUGCACUUUGCUGAGAAACACCUGGACAUCUGUAAAGAGACUGGAGACAGGAGCGGGGAGCUGACAGCUCGUAUGAAUGUAUCUGAUCUCCAGACGGUUCUGGGUCUGAGUUAUAGCACAAAUAACUCCACAAUGUCAGAGAAUAAGGACAUAGACUACAACCUGCAUGGAGCAAGGCCCAGGAUGAGCCGAAGACACAGCAUGGAGAACCUUGAGCUGAUGAAACUCACUCCAGACAAGAUAAAUGGUCAGAAGUGGAACAGUGACAUCCUGACCAAACAAUCCAAACCCUCCCUGGCUAAGGCCUCCUCCAAGCUGUUCUUCGUCAACCGUCUGCGUGGGAAGAAGUACAAGACUGGUGGCUCCAAUAAAGUCCUCCAGGACACCAGCAACACCCUGGACACGAGCCAGAGUCUCGCACAGGGACCACAGAAGCGACUCAGUCCCGACACACUUGGUGACGAGGGAUUCUUUGAUCUGUUGAGCCGUUUCCAGAGCAACCGCAUGGAUGACCAACGCUGUUCAAUACAGGAUAAGGGCAGCAGGUUGUCAUUGAAUAGUGGUCCAGAGUCGCCUUCCACAGCUAUCAGGAAAUCUAAAUCUGAGUCUGGGAACGUCUCGGGAAUCCCAGGCCGGCGGUUAGAGGAGUCAUCGGCAGCAGGAGGAAGCCUGCCCGGCCUCAGACUGCAUCAAAACAGCCACCAGGCGGUGCUUAGUCACCUGAUGGCCAAUGCAGACAACACUGAGCCUGACGACAACUUCUUCGAUAUGCUUGUCAAAUGCCAGGGCUCCCGUUUGGACGACCAGCGCUGUGCCCCUCCUCCUCCUCCAGUCCGAGGGCCCACUGUCCCAGACGAGGACUUCUUCAGCCUUAUCAUGCGCUCUCAGGCCAAACGGAUGGAUGAACAGCGUGUGACUCUGCCUUCAGCAUCAAAUGCUACAGCCAGGCCCGACUCCAACUAAACUCAGCACUAGAGAGACACAGGUUGUUUUUUUAUGAACACAUUACGGUGUGGAAAACUUUGAUGGCCAGUGGAUGGUCACUCAGAGUAGUGUGUCUCUUGACCUUUGUCCUUCUGGACAGAACAAAGCACUGUCAGCAUUAUGUGUAGUCAACAGUAUGGAAAAAAUCUCAAACCGUACAAGGAUUUGUUUUGCAAAGCUUGCACAACACCAACGAACUCUCAGUAAUUUCAGGGACAAAACUGUUUUUUUUAGUCUUGUGUCAUAAAUCUGUUCUAAUUCAAAUGCAUUUCACCUGUCGUGUAUUUUUCAAUACACAAUGCAUUUAUGAUUUUAUUUAUUGUACUUUUAAUGAUUGUUUUAAAUUUUGUUAACUGCCGUCCCACAACAAAAUGUAGUUGUACCACUGUGGUGUCUAAAUCAGUGUGGACACACAGGUAUAGCACUCUUUCCAUGUGUUUGUGAGGGGUUUGUUUUUUUGUCACCAUGGCCAGGAAAGGGAAGAGGUAUUUUAAUAAGCAAAUAAGUUUGAUAAAAGAAUGAAUUCAACCCAUGUACAGACCAGAUGAUAUUUUGUACAACAUUCUUCAAUGAGGAAUAAAGCCUCAUUUGUAAAAGAAUCUUGUUUGACUAUUUAAAAGUGUUUUUUAACCCAAAACAAUCAAGAUACAGUUUGUGUAAAAGACACUUUAUUGAAUGUACCAGCAGUCAGACUAGAGUUAGCUUGAAUCAGUUUAAGUCACUUUUUAAAAACAAGAAAUAGAAAGGCUAAAUACAAGAGCCACUAGCAUUUAAAACAUACUAAUAAUAACUGUACAUAACAUAACUGAAAUAAAUACAUCUAUGUA
This is a messenger RNA of Labrus bergylta (ballan wrasse), 3005 nucleotides long. The record is from RefSeq and is a predicted model, not a curated record. NCBI's taxonomy places the organism in Eukaryota, Metazoa, Chordata, Actinopteri, Labriformes, Labridae.